Messenger RNA from Nematocida minor, 828 nucleotides. RefSeq lists its product as uncharacterized. The record is from RefSeq and is a predicted model, not a curated record. Bases 1 to 828 code for a protein of 275 amino acids. NCBI's taxonomy places the organism in Eukaryota, Fungi, Microsporidia. The transcript has a single exon.
AUGCUGCCAAGCCAAACCACGAUCAUCCAAUAUGUAAUUUCAACUAUAGUGUACAAGGUGCAGAUUUUUACUCUUGAGGAUCUAUUCGGCAUAAAGAUGGAGCUGGGCUAUUUCGGAAAGGCUUUGGAAUUGCCAACUGUGUCGAAAGAAAAGAAAAAAAUACUCUUCAUAGAAAUACUAAAAAUCUUAGGGCUGGCUUUCGCAGUGCAAAAUGUCCUAUUAUGUGCAGGGAAGGCGAUAGAAAAAUCAGGCAACUUUAUAACUAACUAUUUUGGCGAAAUAUUCCAAGGAAGUGUCAUAUCCAUGGCUCUCAAGGAGUAUGUGUACUACUUUAAGUUAUUCUGCGCCUUUCUUCCGAUUGUCAUGGUGCUCUACUACACGGUUAUGUACACAAUUGAAAACAUGAAUAGAGCACGCACUAGAAAGAUGGCAGCAGCUUUUAUCUCAAUGGGCGCAGGAGUCCUGGUUAGUUUUCUGAUGAUAGGCAACUAUCUGAUUCUGCACAGCGACCAAAUAAGAAAUAUCUCGAUGGCUAUCUUUGGAAAGACUCCCAGUCUGAUAAUCCUGAACUUCCUAAUUUUCUAUAUAUACUCCAUUGCAGAGAGCAUUUGUCUUGCGCGCAAUAUGAGCAAAAGAGAAGAAAAAAUCAGAAGAAACAAAAGAUCAUUGGUAAUGGAGGGCAUAUACCUCUUUAUACUUGCACUCUCUAUGUCUAUAGCCACCGUCUAUGUGGGAAUGUCUGUGGGCAUACUGCUAAGCCUAUUCAGAUCGCUUACGAAGAAAGUAAGCAAGCAUGGAGUCGACAAAACAGGGACUAUUAUAAGCUGA